GUGAUAUGUACGGUCACCAUUUUAUUGUCAGAAUUCAGCAUGGCAAAAAAUUGGUGCUACUUUGGCUGUGAAAACUCUCUCCCAAAUUGGGGUAAACAGUAUCCCCAUUGUGAUGGGUAUAAACAGUCUCCAAUCAACAUCAACACCCAGAAAGUCAUUAAAAACCAAGAGCUGGGAUCUUUUGACCUGAUUAACUUUGGUGUUCCACACACCAUGAAGAUGCUGAGGAAUAACGGACACACAGUUGAAUGUAUGCUGAAGGCAGGAGCUGUGGGAAUUCGAGGAGGAGGUCUGAAGCACAAAUACACCGUCUUGCAGUUCCACUUCCACUGGGGUGAAAAGGACCUGGUGCACUAUCCGGGAUCCGAGCACUCUCUGAACGGACGCAGAUCGCCUCUAGAGAUGCACAUUGUAAGCCGGAGAAGUGAUCUUAAUGACAGCACCGCAACAAAAGUGCAAGACGGCUUAGCUGUGCUGGGCUUUUUCAUCGAAGGCGUCAAAAAGGACAAAGAAAAGGAAAAGCAGAUCCCACAAGUCUGGGAAAGCUUCACUGAUUAUCUUCAAAAAAUACCAAGAAAAGGAGACAAAGUCCGAGUUACGGAGUCCUUUUCUAUGCAUCAGCUGUUAAAGGGGGUUGAUCUUAGCAAGUUCUACCGCUACAAUGGCUCCCUGACCACCCCUCCUUGUGAUGAAGCAGUGGUGUGGACCAUCUUCAAGGACCCAAUUAGGAUCAACAAAGAUCUGCUGUUCAGAUUCCCGAGAAAGAUUUCUUUCAACAGCGUGUUCCGGCCGGAGCAGCCUCUGAACAAUCGGGUGGUUUAUUCUUCCGCUGCUCUCAACGCAGGUCAAGCAGGAACAGUCGAGCAUCAGCACAUGCAGGGGCUCUGGCGGGAAGGAAGCCAGCUCAUUAUACUCCUGCAUACAGAGGUGAAUCAAGUCAAAGAGAUGAUUUUCUUGCUGGCGACUUGCUUUGCUGCUCUUCUGUGUCCCACCGUCCACACUGCAGACUCUUCAGUGGAUUGGUGCUAUCACAAGCCAGCAUGCAAUUUUACCACCUGGCCCAAACUUACCACAAGUUAUUGCAAUGGAUCCAAGCAAUCUCCCAUUGAUAUUGUGACUGCUACAGUCCAGGGAAAUCCUAACUUGACCGCGCUUAACUUCACAUGCUUUGAUGACAACUCCACCUUCCUGUCAGUCGUAAACUCUGGUGACUCCGUGGUGGUCUACUUGGAUGAUGAUAAAAUUCAAGUGGAAGGAGGCGGUCUUCCAGGUGUAUACAACACUAAACAAUUCCAUCUCCAUUGGGGUAAUGGCAGCUCCUCGCCUGGCUCCGAACACACUGUGGAUGGCAAACAAUACCCAAUGGAGCUGCACAUCGUAAGCGUUCAUUCAAAAUACAACGGGAAUAUCUCAGCUGCUCUAGCUGCCAAAGACAGCGCAGGAUUGGCUGUUCUUGGUUUCUUCAUUGAGGGAACCAACGAAGUGAACAAAACAAAAAGCUGGGAUAUCCUAACAUCCUAUUUGACAAGCAUCCCUACUUCAGGUAGUCAAACCUCAGAUAUCAUGAAUCAAAUCACACUGGACGGUCUGCUUGAAGGUGUGGACAGGACUAAAUAUUACCGUUACCAAGGCUCUCUAACUACACCCAACUGUAAUGAAGCUGUGAUUUGGACGGUGUUUAAAGAGCCCGUCAAAGUCAGUCACGACUUUAUCAGUCGCUUCAGCACAACUGUCCUUUUCAGAGACAGAAGCACUUCAGUUCUGAACACUAACAACUUCAGAGGAGUUCAGCCCUUGAAUGGCAGAGUCGUGACGACUCAGGUGGCAGCUCCUUCAUCAGCAGCCACAUCCACCUUAUCUUUUCUCACAGUACUUCUCUUGUCGAGUUUGUAUUGGCUGAUGAAUUGUCUGGUAAUCUGCUUUACUGCUUGUCUGUUGCACAUUGUAUGUGGUGCACCAACCUCUGUUUCGUGGUGCUAUGACAGGCCUUCAUGUAGUGACGUCGCUUGGCCUAUAAUAGCAGCAAAAAACUGUAACGGCACUCAACAGUCUCCAAUAAACAUUGUAACUGCUAAUAUAAAGGCUAAUGCUAAUCUGACCUCUUUGAAAUUCACUGGAUACAAUGAUAAAGCAGCCUUAACUGGGAUUAAAAACACUGGCACGACAAUUGAAGUUGCACUUGAUUAUAAAAAAAUGCACGUGGAAGGAGGUGAUCUACCAGGUAUGUUUUCCAGUACACAGUUUCAUCUUCACUGGGGUAGCGGCAGCAGCACACCAGGAUCUGAACAUAGUGUGGAUGGCAAGCGAUUCCCUAUGGAGUUGCACAUUGUGAAUAUGGCUGAACGAAAUGGCAGUGUGUCUGGUGAUUCGGUAUUGGCAGCUCUUGGCAUCUUCAUAGAGGCAUCGAAUGACACUGGGAAACCAGAGAGCUGGAAGACUUUAACGUCUUACCUUACAAAAAUUGCCAAUGCAGGAGAUAAAGCGCGCAUUUCUGAUAGUAUCUCUAUGGAUGAUCUGCUUCCUGGAGUGGACAGGAGUAAAUAUUACCGUUAUCUUGGGUCUCUGACCACGCCAAACUGUGAUGAAGGUGUGGUGUGGACCAUUUUUAAAGACCCCCUCAAAGUCAGCUCUGACCUGAUUGACCUCUUCACAACGACUGUCCACAUCAACCAGACCGGAAACUCCCCUCUAAUAAGCAACACGUUUAGGGGUGUCCAGGCCAUCAACGGCAGGGUCGUGAUGUCACAGGUAGCCCGUACCAAAUCCAUCGGGCCUAUAAAACCCAAAUUCAAGCAGACCUCUUCGGCAGCAAACCUAUCCCAGGCUCUCAUUUCUCCUCUGGGUGUUGUACUCCUGUACUGCCUACUGUUUUUGUGAAACUAGUCUGUGAAAUGCUGGGAUCAAGAAUGAGGUUUUCCCAUGUAAUCCUUCAGUAUUGUAUUUAAUGUUACAGAUUAUGUAAAGAAGGGGGAAAAAAGUAAUUUUUAGCUGGUUUAAUAUCCUUGUGGAAAUGGUUUGUCUGUCCAGCUUGGGCACUGAAAGUAAUUGUUGUAGUGCCGAGUUGGUUUUAUAGACGUUAACUGUUUUUUGUGCAUUUUUGUUUCAGAACUCAUGAGUUGUACGCAGUUUUGCACACAUGCACUUAUGGCCAACUCUAGGACGGUGCUAGCUUUGCGGUUUGAAAUGGCACGCUUGUUGAACUGAACACAGGUGACAUGCUGACGGUGAAGGACAGGUUACUGGUUUUUUGGUGUCAAUUCUGAUAUUUUGACUUCACUAUUAUAAUUUAUCAUCAUUCACUAUUACUAUUAACUCUUUGACUCGUCUGGUUUCGGUUUCCACUGGUGUUAUGGUAAAUUUUUGGUUUAAUGUGUGCUCACACGGUUCGCGUCCUUCACUGUCUGCUGUGCCGACAUAUAAAUGAUCAAAGCCGCUUAAGUACAGUUCUCAAAUAUACAACCAAUUUUAUUUUUUUAAAUUGACUGUUUCAUUAAAAAUAAUAAAUAUCAUAUUGUUUGUAA
Messenger RNA from Puntigrus tetrazona (Sumatra barb), 3521 nucleotides. RefSeq lists its product as uncharacterized. Gene Ontology annotation, molecular function: carbonate dehydratase activity; zinc ion binding. Bases 40 to 2877 code for a protein of 945 amino acids. Gene Ontology annotation, cellular component: plasma membrane. Lineage: Eukaryota; Metazoa; Chordata; Actinopteri; Cypriniformes; Cyprinidae. The transcript is spliced from 26 exons. The record is from RefSeq and is a predicted model, not a curated record.